This is a messenger RNA of Scatophagus argus, 16753 nucleotides long. RefSeq names its product CUB and Sushi multiple domains 3b (gene csmd3b). The transcript has 72 exons. NCBI's taxonomy places the organism in Eukaryota, Metazoa, Chordata, Actinopteri, Scatophagidae. Gene Ontology annotation, biological process: regulation of dendrite development. The coding region runs from base 755 to 11659 and encodes 3634 amino acids. The record is from RefSeq and is a predicted model, not a curated record.
GUAAAGAUGCUCCCUUCUCUUCGCCGUCGGUUGUGAGAGGAAAGGAGGAGAAGAGGAGGAAUAAAGAAGAGGAGAGGUUUGAUAGAAGCACGAGUCAAGAGAAGGAGGAGAGGAGGGUUAUCCGACCAGGAAAGAAAUACAGGACUGUUAUCCCUGUCCGUUUUUUUUUGGGGGGGAGACAUCAAGGAACAGAAAGAGAGCAGAAGGGAUUUUCGUUUUGUAAUUUUGAAGAGACAAACGAAGAAGAGGAGACACACACUGUAGAAAACGACACGGGAGGAGAGGCUUAUCAGGAGAGGAGGGGGGGGAAAGCAAAGAGAUUGUGUAGAAAGAGGGAUAUUCCAGAAUGAAGAGGAGACGCAGCCCGGAGGAAGUGUGGAUUUGAAGCUCUGCCUCACUCUCCAUCACUCUUUAGCAAAGGAACGGGACGGAAUAGAGAGACACUGACGACAAGCAUCGCUAAAAACCCCAGCAGAGAGUGGAUUAAAAGACAGAGACAACCUGUGUGUCCGUCCCCUCCUCUCCUCCUCCGUCCCUCUGCUUUUCUCUUUGUGGAUGUUGACUAAAGUCAAUUUUCGGACGUGAAGGAUUUAUUUAGUCUAUGUUAGAAGGCGGAGGCAAAGAAAACGCACCCGUCUCCCCCGUCUCUCUCUCUCCCUCUCUCUCUCUCUCCCCCCUCUCUGUCCCUCUCUCCCUCUCUCUCCUCUCUCCCUCUCUCUCUCUCUCUCUCUCCGUUUUCUGGAUGUGAAGCAGCAUGCGGCCCGGUGAGAGCUUAGAGGGCUCGCGCUCGGCUCGCGGAAGAUGUAUUGAUGCUAAUAAUAUUACUAAUAGCGGCACGGAACGCUGUCUCGCGCACCCCUCGUCGCUACAGAGGAGGAUGAAGAGGGGGACGACGAAGAGGAGGAUGAGAGGAACGAACGAGAGGAUGACGGACGGAGGAAUGACGGCGAUGCGCUGUUUUCUGUGGAGUCUCGUUCUCUGCUCGCUCUCCUCGCGCGCGCAAGGUUUUAUCUACACCUGCGGGGGUACACUGAAAGGCCGAAAUGGCAGUAUAGAAUCUCCAGGCUUUCCCUAUGGCUACCCCAAUGGGGCAAACUGCACCUGGGUCAUUGUUGGGGAGGAAGGAAGUAGAAUCCAGCUCAUGUUCUUGUCAUUUGCCAUAGAAGAAGAAUAUGACUUCCUGUCCUUGUAUGAUGGGCACCCGCAUCCUUCUAACUUCAGGACCAGGCUGACAGGCUUCCAGGUUCCUCCCCCUGUCACCAGCACAGGAAAUGUCUUCUCUUUGAGGUUGACCAGUGACUUCGCUGUCUCUGCACAUGGCUUCAAGCUCAACUACGAAGAACUUCACAGCACAUCUUGUGGUAACCCCGGCAUCCCACCCAAAGCGGUGCUCAGUAGUGGAGGCCGUUUUGCUGUGGGAGACCGUGUGCAGUACAGCUGUGUUCCUGGUUACGUCUUAGACGGCCACGCCACGCUCACCUGCAUUACCAAUGCCGGAAACACUGCCGUCUGGGACUUUCCUGCGCCGAUUUGUCGAGCUGAGGACACAUGUGGGGGCACUGUGAGGGGCGGCAGUGGGGUGGUGACCAGUCCCGGUUACCCCGGCAACUAUGGUAACCAGGCCGACUGUACUUGGAUCCUAUUGGCCGAACCUGGAGACACCAUCUCUGUCAUCUUUACAGACUUCCAGACAGAGGAGAAGUACGACUACUUGGAAGUUGAGGGAUCUGAACCACCAACCAUUUGGUUGUCAGGCAGUAAUGUCCCCUCUCCCAUCGUCAGCAACAAAAACUGGCUCCGAUUACAUUUUGUGACUGAUGGCAACCACCGUUAUCGUGGUUUCAGUGCGCAUUAUCAAGUGAAGCGAUCAGUAGAUUUUAAAUCGCGGGGCGUUAAAUUAUUCCCUGGCAAAGACUCCAGCAACAAGUUUUCAAUAUUAAAUGAAGGUGGUGUGAGACAGGCGUCUAACUCCUGCCCCGACCCGGGAGAGCCAGAGAAUGGAAAACGCCAUGGAAAUGAUUUCAGCAUCGGCAGUGUGGUGCAGUUCAGCUGCGGAGAAGACUACGUUCUUCAGGGCAGCAAAACCAUCAGCUGCCAGAGGGUGGCUGAAGUCUUCGCAGCCUGGAGCGACCACAGACCAGUCUGUAAAGUGAAGACAUGUGGCAGUAAUCUUCAUGGGCCAUCAGGAACCUUCACAUCUCCGAACUUCCCAAUUCAAUAUGAGAGCAACGCACAGUGUGUGUGGAUAAUCAGUGCUUCAAAUCCCAAUAAGGUAAUCCAGAUCAACUUUGAAGAGUUUGACCUGGAGAUAGCCUACGAUACGCUGACUAUAGGAGAUGGAGGGGAGGUGGGAGAUCCUACUACUAUUCUACAAGUCCUGUCAGGUAGCUUUGUUCCUGACCUGAUAGUCAGCAUGACCCACCAGAUGUGGCUUCAUCUACAGUCAGAUGAGAGCGUUGGAUCCAUAGGAUUUAAGAUCAACUACAAAGAAAUAGACAAAGAGAGUUGUGGUGACCCUGGAACUCCUCUCUAUGGAAUAAGAGAAGGGGACAGCUUCUCAAACGGAGGAAUCUUGAGGUUUGAGUGCCAGUUUGGCUUCGAGCUGAUUGGAGAGAAAACAAUUUCCUGCCAAGACAACAAUCAGUGGUCAGCAAACAUCCCUAUAUGCAUUUUCCCCUGCAUGUCCAACUUCACAGCUCCCUCAGGAACCGUCCUCUCCCCGGAUUAUCCUGAAGGCUACGGGAACAACAUGAACUGUGUCUGGCUCAUCCAGUCAGAUCCAGGCUCCAGAAUCCACUUGGCAUUUAAUGAUUUUGACCUUGAGGCGCCCUAUGAUUCCCUAACAGUGAAAGAUGGUGAGACAAAUGAUGCCCUCAUCAUCGGGAGGUUCUCUGGAGCCGAAAGUCCUUCCCAUCUGACGUCCAAUACCAACACACUGAGGCUGGAGUUUCAGGCGGAUCACUCCAUGUCAGGACGAGGAUUUAAUAUCACAUACAGUACAUUUGGCCAUAAUGAGUGCCCAGACCCUGGCAUUCCCAUCAACGCUCGUCGCUUUGGAGACAGUUUUCAGCUUGGCAGCUCCAUAUCUGUGGUCUGCGAGGAAGGCUUUAUCAAAACCCAAGGAACCGAGACUAUCUCCUGUCAGUUAGAAAGAGGAAAAGUCAUGUGGAGUGGGCCAAUCCCGAAAUGUGAAGCCCCAUGCGGAGGCCACUAUUCAGCCCCAACUGGAGUGAUUUUGUCUCCUGGGUGGCCUGGUUACUACAAAGAUUCCCUCAGCUGUGAGUGGGUGAUUGAAUCAGAACCUGGACGCUCCAUCAAAAUCACCUUUGACAGGUUCCAGACAGAGCUGGGUUAUGACUUUUUGGAGAUCCAUGAUGGCCCAAACCUUCUGUCUCCUCUGAUUGGCUCCUUUAAUGGUACCCAGGUUCCCCAGUUCCUGUUCAGCAGCAGCAACUUUCUUUAUCUGCUGUUCACCACCGAUAACAGUCGAUCAAAUGCUGGCUUCAAAAUAUUAUAUGAAAGCGUUACAGUGGACAGCUACUCAUGCCUGGACCCUGGUAUCCCUGUCAAUGGUAUCCGGUAUGGACAGGAUUUCUCCAUCGGGUCCACGGUUUCAUUUGGUUGCGAUUCUGGCUACAGACUCAGCCAUGAGGAGCCACUAGUGUGUGAGAAGAACCACUGGUGGAGCCACCCUUUACCUACAUGUGACGCUCUAUGUGGCGGGGAUGUUAGAGGUCCCUGGGGAACCAUCCUUAGUCCCGGCUAUCCAGACAGCUACCCUUCAUCUCUCAACUGUACCUGGACUGUUGAAGUCAGCCACGGGAAAGGUGUCCAGUUUCAGUUCAAUUCCUUUCAUCUGGAGGACCAACAUGACUACCUCUUGGUGACUGAGAACGGAAGUUUCCUGCAACCAUUGGCCCGCCUGACCGGCAACGAGUUGCCUAGCAACAUCAAUGCUGGUCUCUAUGGCAACUUCAAAGCACAGCUCCGAUUCAUCUCUGACUUUUCAAUUUCAUAUGAGGGAUUCAACAUAACUUUUUCUGAAUAUACUUUGGAGCCAUGUGAGGACCCUGGCAUGCCUCGGUUCGGCAGGAGAAACGGCUUCAGUUUUGGCGUUGGAGACACUUUGUCUUUUUCCUGCAAUAUGGGAUAUCGCCUAGAGGGGGCGCCAGAGUUAGUCUGUCUGGGAGGUGGACGGAGAAUGUGGAGCGCUCCUUUACCAAGAUGUGUCGCGGAGUGUGGCUCUUCAGUUAUAAACAAUGAAGGGAUCCUUCUCUCUCCAAACUAUCCAAUGAAUUAUGACAACAAUCACGAGUGCAUCUACAGCAUCCAGGUGCAGGCUGGGAAAGGCAUCAACAUCUCUGCUCGAACCUUUCAUCUCGCCCAAGGGGAUAUACUCAAGAUUUAUGAUGGCAAAGACAACACAGCCCAUGUUCUCGGAGCAUUCACCGGAUCAUCUAUGUUGGGCCUGACGCUGAUCUCCACUUCAAACCAUCUCUGGCUGGAGUUUUACAGUGACGCAGAAAGUACAGGGGAAGGAUUCAAACUGGUCUACUCGAGUUUUGAGUUGUCUCAUUGCGAGGACCCAGGCGUGCCUCAGUUCGGCUUCAAGGUCAACGACCAAGGCCAUUUCUCUGGGAGCAGCAUCACGUACAGAUGCGAGCCUGGAUACACUCUGCAUGGAGCCUCCACACUGAAGUGCAUGACAGGCGAGAGGAGAGCCUGGGAUAACCCUCUGCCUUCUUGUAUAGCGGAGUGUGGUGGUCGUUUUAAAGGUGAGUCCUCUGGAAGGAUUCUUUCUCCUGGAUACCCUUUUCCUUACGACAAUAACCUACGCUGCACCUGGACCAUUGAGGUGGACUCGGGAAACAUUGUGAGCCUUCAGUUCUUAUCCUUUGACACGGAAGCCAGCCACGACAUGCUGAAGGUUUGGGAUGGACCGCCUGAGAAUGAAAUGUCUUUGGCUGAGCUCAGUGGGUCUCUGCUUCCUGAGGGAAUCCACUCCACGUUGAAUACUGUCACUGUUCAGUUUGAGACUGAUUUUUACAUCAGCAAGUCAGGAUUUGCUAUUCAGUUCUCGAGCUCAGUAGCUACAGCCUGCAGGGACCCAGGUGUACCGAUGAAUGGAAGUCGUAGUGGAGAUGGCCGUGAGCCGGGGGAUUCGGUGUCCUUUCAGUGUGACCCAGGAUACGAGCUCCAGGGGGAUGACAAAAUCACCUGUAUACAAGUGGAUAAUAGAUACUACUGGCAGCCCAGCCCGCCGGUCUGCAUCGCUCCGUGUGGGGGAAACCUAACUGGUUCCAAUGGAUUUAUCCUGUCUCCCAACUACCCACAUCCCUACCCUCACUCCAAGGACUGUGAUUGGCUCAUUGCUGUCAACUCUGAUUAUGUCUUGUCACUGGCCUUCAUCAGUUUCAAUAUUGAGCCAAACUACGACUUCCUGUAUAUCUACGAUGGUCCAGAUAGCAACAGUCCUCUGAUUGGAAGCUUCCAGGACAGCAAACUCCCAGAGAGGAUAGAAAGCAGUUCAAAUACCAUGCAUUUAGCCUUCCGCAGUGAUGGGUCUGUUUCUUACACUGGCUUUCACCUGGAAUACAAAGCCAAGCUGAGGGAAUCCUGCUUUGACCCAGGUGUAGUUCUGAAUGGGACGAGGCUAGGAUCCGAUUAUAAGCUCGGCUCUACUGUCACCUUCUAUUGUGAGGCCGGAUACGUUUUACAGGGCUAUUCAACCCUAACCUGCAGUAUGGGAGAUGAUGGCAGACCAGGCUGGAAUAGGGCAUUGCCGAGUUGUCAAGCUCCCUGUGGAAGUCGUUCUACAGGAUCAGAAGGGACUGUUUUAUCUCCAAACUUCCCCAGAAACUACACCUCUGGACAGACCUGUGUCUACUCUAUAGCUGUACCUAGAGAGUUUGUCCUGUUUGGUCAGUUUGUGUUGUUCCAGACAUCUCUAAAUGAUGUGGUGGAAAUCUACGAUGGACCCACUCAGCAAAACACGCUGCUGUCUUCUCUCUCUGGGUCCCACUCUGGUGAGUCUCUCCCUCUGAGUUCAGGAAACCAGAUCACGAUAAAGUUUACCACAGUUGGACCAGAAACUGCAAAGGGAUUUCACUUCGUCUACCAAGCUGUCCCGAGGACCAGCUCCACGCAGUGCAGUUCGGUUCCCGAGCCACGCUUUGGGAAGCGUCUCGGUAAUGACUUUGCGGUUGGCUCCCAGGUGCAGUUUGAGUGCAACCCUGGUUAUGUCCUGCAUGGCUCUACUGCCAUACGAUGUGAGAGUGUACCAGACAACCUGGCACAAUGGAAUGACACCCUGCCUACAUGCAUAGUUCCCUGUGGGGGUGUGUUGACCUCUCGUCGUGGGACUAUCCUGUCGCCUGGAUAUCCAGAGCCCUACGACAACAACCAGAACUGUGUGUGGAAGGUCUCGGUUCCAGAAGGGGCUGGAAUACAGAUACAAGUCAUCAGCUUUGCCACUGAGCAUAACUGGGACUCUUUGGAUUUUUACGAUGGUGCCGACAACCACGCACCCAGACUGGGCAGCUACUCUGGCACCACCAUCCCCCCUCUCUUGAAUAGUACAUCUAACAACCUCUAUCUAAGCUUCAGCUCGGAUAUUAGUGUCUCAGCUGCGGGUUUUCACCUGGAGUACACAGCUAUCGGUCUGGAAUCGUGUCCCGAGCCUCAGACUCCAAGCUAUGGAAUAAGACAAGGAGACAGAUUUAUGGUGGGAGACGUCGUGCAGUUUUCAUGUGAACAAGGAUACUCUCUUCAGGGAAAUGCCCAUAUCACCUGUAUGCCUGGACCUGUGAGAAGGUGGAACUACCCUGUACCACUGUGUCUUGCCCAGUGUGGUGGGUCUAUGACAGAUGUCAGUGGAGUGAUUCUAAGUCCUGGUUACCCUGGCAACUACCCGAGUGGAUUAGACUGCACAUGGACGGUCAACUUACCUGUUGGCUUUGGUAUCCAUCUCCAGUUCCUGAACUUCUCCACUGAAGCGAUUCACGAUUACUUAGAGAUCCGCAGCGGAACGUUGGAAACAGGCUCAGUCAUCGACCGGUUCAGCGGUCCUGUCAUCCCCAAGCCGCUCUUUAGCACCACCCACCAGACCAGCUUCUUCUUCCACAGUGACUAUUCACAGAACAAACCAGGGUUCCACAUCACAUAUCAAGCCUACCAGCUCCAGAGUUGCCCAGACCCUCGACCAUUUCGAAAUGGGAUUGUGAUUGGCUCAGAUUUCAGUGUUGGGAUGACAGUGUCAUUUGAAUGUCUGCCCGGAUAUUCUCUGAUCGGAGAGGCUUCGCUCACAUGUUUACACGGAAUCAGCAGGAACUGGAAUCACCCACUGCCACGAUGUGAAGCUCUCUGUGGUGGCAACAUCACAUCAUUAAAUGGAACCAUUUACUCUCCUGGUCACCCAGAGGAAUACCCCAACUUCCAGGACUGCGUGUGGAGUGUUAGAGUUCCUCCUGGACAUGGGAUUUACAUUAAUUUUACUGUCCUGAGCACUGAGCCCAUAUAUGACUACAUUACUGUCUGGGAUGGCCCAGACCAAUCAUCUCCUCAAAUUGGCCAGUUUAGUGGGAACACAGCUUUGGAGUCUGUCUACUCGACUUCCAACAUCAUCCUCAUCAAAUUCCACUCUGACUUCUCUGGAGCUGGCUUCUUUGUCUUAAGCUACCAUGCCUACCAGUUAAGGGUUUGCCAGCCUCCUCCAGAGGUGCCCAAUGCUGACAUGCUAAUGGAGGACGGCGAGUUGGAGAUAGGUGACAUCAUCAGGUACAGAUGCCAUCCUGGAUUCUCAUUGGUUGGCAAUGAGAUUCUAACAUGUCGCCUUGGAGAAAGACUGCAGAUGGAUGCACCACCGCCAACAUGCCAAGUCCAAUGUCCUGCACAUGAUGUGCGAUAUGACUCAUCGGGUGUCAUCUUGAGCCCAGGUUGGCCUGAAAGCUACCCUAACCUCCAAAUGUGUUCCUGGAGUGUUACAGUAGAGAAAGGAUACAACGUCACCAUUACCUUUGAAAGUUUCCACACGGAGAGAGAGUUUGAUGUGUUGGAGAUUUUUGAUGGUCCCACAGCCAACACUCCCACUCUGGCAACACUGAGCGGCGACCUGCCAACACCCUUUAACCUCACAACCUCCGGUCACCAGUUCUUGGUCCGCUGGUCUUCAGACCACGGCACAAACAAGAAAGGCUUCAAAAUUCGCUAUGUUGCUAUGUACUGCUCGACCCCAGACUCUCCGCUCCAUGGCUCCAUCUCCUCUCAGAGCGGUGGCCAUGUUAACAGUGUGGUGCGCUGGGCUUGCGACCGUGGUUAUCAUCUGAUAGGCAAUGCCACCGCAACCUGCCGUCGCACGCCGCUCAGCUACCACGCGUGGGACUCACCUGUGCCCGCUUGUCAAGCCGUCUCAUGCGGGGCACCCAAGGCUCCUAUAAACGGCGGCGUUUUAACAGCUGACUACUCAGUUGGAACAAGAGUUUCCUAUUUUUGUAACGACGGGUACAGACUGUCCAGUAAAGAGCUGACGUCGGCCAUCUGCCAGCCCGAUAGAACAUGGAGCAACCAUAAUAAGAUACCACGGUGUUCCGUGGUCGUAUGUCCCAGCAUCGGGUCGUUCUCUUUAGAGCACGGCCGCUGGAGGAUUGUCAACGGUUCACACUACGAGUACAGAACCCGCAUUGUGUUCACCUGCGAUCCGGGAUACUACAGAUUAGGCCCCGCCCAUAUCCAGUGCUUGUCCAAUGGUAUGUGGAGCUGGAGAAACGAGAGGCCGCACUGCCAAAUUAUAUCCUGUGGUGAGCUGCCAUCUCCGCCCAAUGGGAAGAAGAUUGGUACUCAGACAACAUUUGGUGCUACAGCCAUCUUCACCUGCGAUUCUGGCUUCAUGCUGGUGGGGUCAGUUGUCAGAGAGUGCCUGUCAUCUGGGCUUUGGAGUGGAACGGAAACGCGAUGUUUAGCUGGUCACUGUGGAAUCCCAGAAGGCAUUGUGAACGGCCAGGUGAUAGGAGAGAACUUCGGAUACCGUGAUACAGUCGUGUAUCAGUGUCUGCCUGGUUUUCGACUAAUAGGCUCAUCCGUUCGGAUCUGUCUCCAAGACAACCAGUGGUCUGGACAGCUACCCGUCUGUAUACCAAUCAGCUGUGGCCAUCCAGGAAGUCCCAUAUAUGGUCGAACGGUGGGAAAUGGCUUCAACCUCAACGAUGUGGUCAGCUUCGUUUGUAAUCGGGGUUAUGAAAUGGAGGGGCCGGCACGCGCUCAGUGUCAGGCCAACCGCCAAUGGAGCCAUCCGCCCCCAACGUGUAAAGUGGUCAAUUGCUCCGAUCCAGGUAUCCCAGCCAACUCCAUCCGACAGAGUAAAAUAGAGCAUGGGAAUUUUACCUUUGGCACUGUGGUUUUCUACGACUGUAACCCAGGAUAUUACCUGUUUGGAUCACCUGUACUGACCUGUCAACCUACCGGACAGUGGGACAAACCCCUGCCUGAAUGUAUAGUUGUGGUCUGUGGUCAUCCCGGCUCUCCCCCUAACGGUGUGCUGAGCGGGGAUAAGUUUACAUUUGGUUCAACGGUUCGAUACUCCUGUCUGGGUGGAAGACAGCUGAAAGGAGAAUCAUCCAGGACUUGUCAGCUCAAUGGGAUGUGGAGUGCCCCCAUGCCCUUCUGCUCUGGGGACACAACUGGUUCCUGUGGCGAUCCUGGCAUUCCCUCCCAUGGCUCGAGAGAACAGACGGAUUUCAGGAUCCGUUCCAAGGUUCACUUCAGCUGCUCGGAGGGCUAUGAUCUGAUUGGUUCUUCAGAGAGGAUGUGUUUCCCGAAUGGAACCUGGUCCGGCACACAGCCCUUCUGUAAACCUGUCCAGUGUGGUAACCCUGGCACUCCCAGCAAUGGCAGAGUAUUUCGUUUGGAUGGAACAACAUUUUCUCACUCGGUCAUCUACUCCUGCAUGGAUGGCUACCUGCUCACAGGCGCCACCACCAGGCAGUGUCAGGCCAACGGGACCUGGUCAGCAGUACAGCCCAACUGUACCAUGAUAAACUGUGGGGAUCCAGGUGUGCCAGCCAACGGCCUUCGCUACGGAGAAGACUUUACGAUUGGUCAGAAUGUCUCCUUCCAGUGCCAACCAGGAUACCGAAUGGAGGAGGAUGGAUCACCUGUGAGGACGUGCACCCAAAAUGGGACGUGGAGUGGAAAUAUGCCUAUGUGUACAGCGGUGACCUGCCCAGCUCCCCCUGUCAUCAGUAAUGGUGUAUUGCAGGGCAGUGACUUUGAAUGGGGCAGCAGCGUGAGCUACAGUUGCUCACCUGGAUAUGAGCUUUCAUUCCCAGCCGUCCUGACCUGCGUGGCCAAUGGCAGCUGGAGUGGCAUGCUACCACAGUGCUUACCCAAGUUUUGUGGUGACCCUGGUACUCCAGUCGGCGGUUUCAGAGAGGGGCGAAGUUUCAUCUACCAAUCAGAAGUGUCCUUCAGCUGCGCUCCCCCUCUCAUUCUGGUCGGAACAGCGACCAGACUUUGUGAAAGCGAUGGCACAUGGAGUGGCACGCAGCCACGCUGUAUUGAGCCGACCAAAACCAGCUGUGAUAACCCCGGAACUCCACGCUAUGGCUCCUUAAACCGGACCUAUGGUUUCAAGGUGGGGAGCAUAGUGUCAUUUCAGUGCCAACCGGGACAUUUGAUUCAGGGUUCUUCCUCUAGAACCUGCCAGCCUGAUCUGACUUGGAGUGGAACACAACCUGAGUGCAUACCUCAUGCCUGUAAACAGCCAGAGAGCCCACUCCAUGUGGACGUGGUGGGCAUGGAUCUGCCUGGUUUUGGCUACACCUUGGUGUACAGCUGUCAGCAUGGCUACUUCCUGGCAGGGGGUUCUGAACACAGAGUCUGCAAGAGUGACGGCACUUGGACAGGAAAGAUGCCUAUAUGUCGAGCUGGAGAGAAGAAGAAGCCCGUGAAGCCAGCAACAGGAACCCCCAGCCCCAAACUAAAUGUUCCAGAUGAUGUCUUUGCUCCUAACUACAUAUGGAAAGGUUCCUAUAAUUACCGUGGGAGGAAGCAGCCGAUGACACUGAGCAUCACCAGCUUCAACUCCACAACAGGGAGAGUCAAUGUUUCCCUUAGCAACGGGAACAUGAACCUUCUCCUUUCAGGAGUGUAUAAGGCUUCUGAGGCCAGGCUGUUACUGCGGAUGUAUCAGGUGAACUAUGUGAACCAGGGAAAUCAGCUCAAAGAUUCAGCCAUCUCUCCAGCCAAAAUCAUAGAUGACUCCUGGACCAUGGAUGGAUUUGUUUCAGCAGAGCCUGAUGGUUCUAGUUAUGUAUUCCAGGGUUUCAUUCAGGGAAAAGACUACGGGCAGUUUGGACUGCAAAGACUGGGUCUGAAUAUGUCAGAGAGUCAGAACUCGCCACCCCCUCAGCUUGGUACCAACAGCAGUUCUGUGGCUAUUGCCAUUCUGGUGCCUUUCUUUGCUCUAAUAUUCACUGGCUUUGGCUUCUAUCUCUACAAACAAAGAACCACACCAAAAACACAGUACACAGGCUGCUCAGUGCAUGAAAACAACAACGGCCAAGCAGCUUUUGAGAACCCCAUGUACAACACCAACGCCAAGGCCGUGGAGGGGAAGGCUGUUAGAUUCGAUCCUAAUCUAAAUACUGUGUGCACCAUGGUCUGAGGAUUGAUUAUCCUCACUUGAACCUAAUGACUCAGAUAUCUAAUGGGACCACAACUGGUACGAGACUGUGGGGAAGUAGCCGUGUGCUUCGACUCAAACCUCGAGCAUUGUCAGCAGCAUGGUCUUAUUCAUUGAUUACAAAAGACCUUGAGUUCCAGUUCAGAAACCUUUUCUUCCUGAGUGGAAAAGUGGCCACUUAAAACCAAAACCCAGCUACCACAGCAUUUUGUAUCCACAAAGGUAAUUUAAACAAAUGUGAACACAAAAUAUCUGCUACCUUCAACAGAUACAACACAACUCACAGUGAGAUGUGACAUCAAUUGAAAGAAAAAGGAUGUGACCCAGCGGAACACUGUACCAGCUGCUAACCCCAAGACUCGGCUGAUUAUGGAUAGUUCAUAACUUGAUUCUAAACCAGACACAGCCAUUAUAAUUCAACCUCUUAUUUAACCUCAAAUACUGUCUCUGAUACAGGAGUAAUGAUUAAGCCAUGACCUGCUUGUCUGACAUCAUGGCAUGUCACCAUAACCCAAAUGCCGAAUUUUGUAUUUCACACAGAGCUUUGGAGAGAAGGACCCACUCUCAGCUCUGUGGCUAUUAGUCCUUGCCUAGGAAGAUAGAGGGAGAGAGAGAGAGAGAGAGAGCCCAUUAUCAGUGCCCUGGCCAUGGUUAUACAUCAUGGAGAUAAACUGCACUACAAAAAUGUAUUGAUUUCAUUUGUAACACGUUGUCUCUCCAACUGUACUGAACAAAUCCUCACUGUGAGGAACACAGAAGCAAAAUGGCCACAGAUCAGAACAUGUGGCAUGAAGAAACAUGUCACAAAAGACACUGUGAGGCAAAGAAAUGUGUUUCCAAGUAUCUGAGUUCAAAUCUGACAGUAAGAGACGCUGUCACCAGCAGACCUUCAGUAAACCACGCUGACUAGUUGUGAAUGGGAGCCUAUUUCUAAAGAGACCAUGGAAUACAACACCUGAGCGAACCACACAGGACAACCUCGUGUUUCCCUAACAAACAGAGGCUGGUAUCACGAGUCUCUUGUUUUGUUUUGGGGUUUUUUUUCUGUUGAAAUGGAAUCUGAAAUGGCUAAUGCUAGCAGAGAGUAGCGAAAGUUACUUUGAAAAGAGGCAAAACUCUUAAGGAAGGGAUAAGGGCGACCCUGGAGAAGGAGCUAUAAUCCUAACUGAACUGGGAUUAGAGCAAAGCAAAACUAAAAGGAAUCUAAAGGGGAGCCAGCACUAAGAGAACAGAUGAGAGGAGACGGACUCAUCGAAUGGAUAAACUGCUCCUUCGCAUCCGGCGGAUAAGAGAGAAGGCUGAGGAGACAGAGACAACCCCGAACCGAACUGGAAGUAAAGUGAGGGAGUCAUCAAGAGAAAAGACAAGCUCUUAAAAUCCUAACUCAAGCCAAUCAGAGCCUAUCUAACCUGAAAUCCACUACUGAGAGGUUGGCCUUCCCUGUGCAUAAUGAAUCAGAUCAGACAAAAUAUGGCCUUGAGGAAAGAUGUUCCUGAUCCUGUGAAUUUAAGUGCUUUCUGAUGAGAAAGACACUGAAUGGAUACCGAGUACUCUGACGAUGGACUUACAAGACUUUGAGAAAGAGAGAAAGCUCUGGCACUAAAGCACAUUUUACCUGUCUACCCACGGAGAGAUGGCGUAACACAGGGACAGAUAGAAAGGUUAGAGGGAAACUGACAGGAUGAGUGACAGAAAAUAUGGCAGGUACGCACGCUAACAAAAAUCUGGAGAGACAGGAAGACGGAGCGCAGACAGAUGGUAUUAAGACUAACAGCUAGAGACACAAGGAGAUAGACAAGUUCAAGAAAGACAGGCAGGGUCUUGAAACUGUUGCGGACCAUCGUGCGCUGUCUCCACUCCACAGACGGAUUUACAGGACUUACAUACAGGGUUGUAGCCCUACGAUUGUGGACACAGAUCCACUGUAAUUCUGCACUCUGCGAGUGCUUACCUUCUUUCUUUGUUAUUGCUGCAGAAUCUUCUGAUCUGUAAAUCUAUUGCAUAUAUAUUCGGGAGCAUUCACCACUUAUAUUUUUGUGCUAUAUAUUUACCACCGGGGAGGGGCUGAAGGGAAAAGACGGAUUAUAGCAGAGUUUUUAAAAAAAAGAAAAAAAGAGAGAAAUACCAGAAUAAAAGAUAUUACAAAUAUGUGCUGUUCACAGAAGUCACAAACAGUAAUUUGGUUCCUUUGAAACACAGAAAUGAUUUAUCUUAAUUUGUUGUGUAACGUGAAGUUCCCCUCACCAUCACUGUUUUUCCCACUGAGGCAAUCACGAGUGUCAUUGGUAUUGUUGUUGUCAUUAGUGUCCAGAUGAUGCAAGGUUUGCCAGCAACAAUCAUGAUCUUAAAAGUUAACGUUCCAUCAGACAUUCAUUUCAAAUGCAGUUAAUCUAAACCAGUGGUUCUGCCACUACAAAUGCAUACAUGUCCCCGUAAUGGUCAGCGUUGUGACCACAGAUAACAUUUUAAUGAUCUGCAGGAAUAACAGCACUGUUUGCUACCCUAACUGGUGAUGUGAGGCCACAGAAAUUUGCACAUCAAAACUCUGAACUGAUGUUGUUUUUGUAAUUAGAGUUCAGAGAUGUCAGCAAACUGUGUCUUGUUAGGGAAACACAUGAACCCCAGCUUUCAAAAGAGAACACUUGUUUGAUUACACGUGGCCAAACUCUGAUUUAGAUCUGACUCUGGUUGAGGUUAAUGUUCUAUUCUCUGGCUCUCACAAGGACAGUAAAAACAAUGUUAGUAAUAAUAACAGUGAUAAUUGCUGGUGAGCUGUCCAACAUGUCAUUUGUGGAUGAUGGCCUACUGUAUGUACAAGAUUUUUGGAACAUUUUAUACACUUUAUGGAUUUAAAACUAAAGGAUGAAUUUGAUUUAGGAUGUUUUCAGUGGGUUUGUUUGUUAGUUACAAAACAUGUGUUUUAAUCCUGUUUGUUUAUAAAACCUAAAAGAUGAGAUUUGUAAAUCCGAAAUGAUCGUUGUCACAAGGUCACCUCCAGAUUUUAUGUCAUGGAGUCUCAGUUCUGGUGUUUUACUCUGUGUUUGGUGUGUUGGGUCUGACAAAUUAACGCUGAAAUGUUCGGGAUCACAUGAAUUCUGUUUUUGGGUUCUUUGAAAAUUUAAGUGGCACUUUCACUGAAAACCACAUCAGUUAUGUUGUUUUGUGUGUAUAUGUUGCAUUUCAAAAGCUAAAAGUUCCUUGAACGUCAUUCUUUCAGAAACACUGAAGCUUUAAUGUGAAUUGACUAUUUGGGAGAAGAUCUUUAGAUUUCAACUUGACAGUGAAGUGAAUUCAAACACAAAACCAAGGCCACUGAGAUUCAAAAUCUCCCCUUGCUAUUGCUUGUUUUUGUUUUAUUAAAAUGUAACCUUACAUUGUCAGCUCAGUGUUCCUUGGCUGGUAGCUAUUUUUCAGAUCUCACCUAUUCUGUGACAUUUGGAACAGCUGGCAACCCACUGGAGACUGCUGUCGAACGUGUCAUUCUUUCUGAUGGUGUCGUGUGCCAUCAAUGAACCACUGCUGAGAAAAGAAAAGAUGUCUAAUUUUUGCGUGACACUGUUCUUAACAACCACAUAGUCAUAUUGUAAGGGUGGGUGGGCCUGAAAAUACGUCAUAUACUGCUCAUAUACUAAUUGGUCCACACACGAAUACAGGAAUACAUCUAUCAAUGAGCAUGAAUUACUGUUUUACAGCUUUGGUGCCCGUUUAAAAAAAAAAAAAAAUAUUUGUUUCUUUUGAAGAGCCUGGCUUAAAGGGUUGAGGCUGAAUUCAGUUUUGGUCCCACACAUGAUGAAUACCAGUCAUUUUUAAUGAGUCUGGGUGAAAGCGAGAACAUCUACUUUGUUUUAAUAACCCCUGCUGCCGUGACCACAGGCAUCAACUGCAACCAGCUGACAGAAAACACCUUUUAAAGUCAUUACUGAUUUCAAAGCAACGAUAGCUGCAGCUUCCUUGUUUAUCAAUGCUGCGACUGUCCCGCACUGCAUCGCUUUAGUGACAUUGUUUCUUAUUAACGUUUGGACUGAUUGUUGCUGCUGCUGUCAUUGUUGUUGCUGUUGUUGUUGUUGUUGUUUUUUCGGUAUGGAUCUGAUACAGUGCCUACCAAAAACCAUGGGACCCUCCCUGCCAUGUACACACACACGGUCACACACACACACACACACACACACACACACACACACACACACACACAUACAUAUAUACAUGCAAACACACACCUGCUCCAGCCCCACCCCUUCAUCAGAAGUCAUUUUUUUCUAAGCUUCAGUCUAUUUUGCCACAAGCUUUCCUACUGACUGACCGCAAUAAGACCCAUGUGAUUAGAAAGACUUAAAGUGACAGUUCACACCAAAAUCAAAAGCACAUGUUUUUCCUGUUAGUCUGUACUGCUAUUUAUCGAUCUAAAGUGUUCUGGUAUGAGUUUUCUUGAAUACAGUUUAACCAGAUGGCACUUCUGCUGUGGUGCUCUUGGUACCAAAAAAUACAUUUGAAAAACUCAUGUCUCUUUCCAGAAUCAUGACCUGGUAACCCAAGAUAAUCUGCAGACCUUGUUCCAAGCAGUUUCAUAUCGGAACUACACUACACAGGAGGAAGCCUGCACAGGCUGACUAAUUACACUAGCUAAUGCCACAACUCUUCUGAAGAAGACGCCCUCUUUCCCUCUCACACAGUUCCUACAUUAAACCACUCAAGAUUAGUGGUUUAACGUUAGUGACCAAGUCAAAAUAUAGUUCUUCGCACUAUAUUCUUUUGGCACCUUGACCACCGAUUGCUAUCUAGUUCCAUCAUAUUGAAACAAAGGCAGGCAUCUUUCUAGCUGGCAACUCACAACAAAACAGUCUAGAUUUAAAAAAGCACUACAGAUAUGAGGAAAAAUCUGUACUUUUGAUUUUGGUGUGAACUGUCCCUUUAAAGCCGUUCCUGCCUGGGGACAUUGGGAAUAUUCACCAUUUGAAAAAAAAAAAGAUGAAAUAUAGAAUAAAAAAGUGUUUUGUACAGAAAUAUAUUUUUAUGAUGAAAUUAUUUGUAAAAUGUAUGAAUCUAUUAUGUAAAUUUUCAAUGCAAUGUAAGAUUAAA